Messenger RNA from Ogataea philodendri, 1536 nucleotides. RefSeq lists its product as uncharacterized. Gene Ontology annotation, molecular function: transcription cis-regulatory region binding; DNA-binding transcription activator activity, RNA polymerase II-specific. The transcript has a single exon. NCBI's taxonomy places the organism in Eukaryota, Fungi, Ascomycota, Pichiomycetes, Pichiales, Pichiaceae. Gene Ontology annotation, cellular component: nucleus; RNA polymerase II transcription regulator complex. The record is from RefSeq and is a predicted model, not a curated record. The coding region runs from base 1 to 1536 and encodes 511 amino acids.
AUGAGCUCUCCAUCUAUAGCACCAAGGACGAAUGCCUCUAUCGUCCCGUCCUCUGGACCGGAGGCCCCAAAGAUAACCAAGAUCAUGACCUCGAGAGAGUGGGUUCUUCCUCCAAGGCCAAAACCGGGGCGGAAACCCAGCAUUGACACUCCCGCUACAAAACGCAAGGCACAAAACAGGGCUGCUCAGCGGGCGUUCCGCGAGCGUCGGGCAAACCGCGUGAGCGAGCUCGAGACCCAGAUCCUCGAGUUGGAGCGAGAGCGCAGUGUCAAGGAGGGAAUAUUGACGAAUACCAUUAAACGACUUGAAACUCAGAAUGAGCAUUUGAAAAAGGCUUUGGAGGAGAUGCGCGCCGGAAUGCAUCUUUCUCAACGGCAAGUGAACGGAGCGUCGACUAGCUCUGCUAGCUCUGCUGCUUCACCUGGGAUUUCGCCCAAGAGCGAUAGUCCUGCUACUCCACAAUCGCAGUCCAAUCUCCCGUCGCGUCGGAAAAUGGCGUCGAUUUCUGAUGCCGACCUGACGAAAGCUGCCUCGAUGAUGAUCAACUUCAAAAACAGUUCGCGGCACAACAGCAUAUCCUCUGCUUCUUCGGGUAGACGGGAGCAUGACAGCAGCAGCAGCAGCAGCAGCAGCGGGCUCAGUUUGCAGCAAAUUUCACCUGCUCCUUCAAACCCGUCAGACAACUCGCGGUCCUCGGGCUGUGCCAUCUGUUUCAAAGACGACUGUCUUUGCGAAUCGAUAGGGCUCCGCAAGAAAGAGGAGCCGAUCAAUUUCGAGGCGUUUGUGCCUGCACCUGCCGUGCCGUUGAAAAGAACGAGAAAACUGGAUCAAGAGACUGAUUUCACCGACAGUUUCAAGCGCGCUAAGAAACUCCCAGUUUUCAAGACCCUGGAACAGAACGAUAUGUUCUUCAGAUCGCCGUCCAACUCGCUGAGCGAGGAGACCGUUGAAUUCAGUGGCAGAGCAAGUUUGAGUCAGCCGGAAGAACAGUGCGGAUUUUGCUCGGACGACACACCUUGUGUGUGCCGAGAGAUUGCGAAGCAGAAAGAGAUGGUCCAGAUGAAGGACAAUCUGAUCACAAGCGAGCUCAAUAAGGGCAGUCCGGAACAACCAAAGGUGAAGCAAGAAAACAGCGACCAAAUUACUGGCGAAGAAACAGCAGCUUGUUCUGGAGACCCUGGCAACUGCGCACAGUGCCAGUCGGACCCAAUGUCGACCCUUUUCUGCACCACAAUAGCACAUCAAAACGAGCCUGGGCUCCCAUCACCGCCAUCAUCGCUUCCGAAAUUGGAGAGCACACGUCGCAAUAGCAGUGUGACUUCUCUGCCUGCUUUGAACGAACUCGAAAUCAACCAUCCAGGAAAGCACUUCAUUCCUUGUGCAGACGCCUACAAGACCUUAUCCAGACAUAUCAAUUUCCAAACUGCUGGUUUCAACAACAUCAUCAGCAAUCUCAACACCAAAGGAAUGUACGUGGAGGUUGAGAGUGUUGUGAAUUGCUUGAGAGAGAUGGACCGUAAAUUUGGUAGCAACUAA